Messenger RNA from Adineta ricciae, 2160 nucleotides. NCBI's taxonomy places the organism in Eukaryota, Metazoa, Rotifera, Eurotatoria, Adinetida, Adinetidae. The record is from the annotation of a GenBank genome assembly.
AUGACUGGCACUUAUCGUCUACAACUGCCGUUGCUCAUCAUCAUCGCAUAUGUCAUUUUCUCAUCUCAAACUGCUAUUGUUAACGCUGUCGAAUACGCUAUUGAUUCGCGUAUCAAUCAGAAAAUUCUCAUUGGUCCCCAGCAUAUUAAUGCAUACCCAGGUGAAACGAUCCAAUUUCCUUGUAUCGUUUCCAAACAGCUGAAUGCAAUCGUAACCUGGUGUUGGAAUGAUUUUUGCACACUUGGCAAAACACAAUUAUUACGACAUGAAACAACUCCUCAUGGAGUUGUACGGAUCUAUCAAUACACGGCGUAUCCACGCUUUCAAUUAUCCAUCAAUGAACGUCUCAUUAAACACUACUAUCGAUUUACGCAAAAUCAUUACAAUUUGUCGAUUGUUCAUGUGUCAAAUAAGGAUGAAGGCAUAUUUCAAUGUCAAGUACAGCGAACAAUGGAUGCACACGAAGCACGUUCAGAACGUGUUCGAUUGACUAUUAUUACACCACCAAAUGGUCAACCGACAUUGAUACUUCCUGAUAUGCCAUUAAAACAAGGCCAAUCAGCGAAUGUGACUUGUUUAUCCACUCCGUCGAAACCGGCAUCUAAAUUAGUUCUUUAUAAAAACGAACAGAUGAUUAGCCGGGAACCUUCGGCAAAGGUUACAUAUGAAUUGGAUAUGAAGACAAAGAAAAAUCUAACGAAGUUAGUUUAUACCAUCGAUGAUCCCGACAGUACGUGGGAUUUUGCGUUGAUUCGAUGUGAACAAAUUUAUGAAUAUGGAAAUAGUUUUUCGAAGGAUGUUUCGAAAAGAAUUCAAGUUCAUUAUAAACCAAAAGCUCGUAUUGAAUCGCAAAAUCGCUAUCCUCUGACCAUCAAUUCAACUGCGACAUUUCGUUGUAUUGUUUCUGGUAACCCUGAACCACAAUUUAGUUGGUUUGCUAAUUCCAUGGAUUUAAGUGCCUUGAGCAGUUCAGUAAUCAGUAUUCCAUUAUCCAGACAAGUACACAAUCACACUAUUGGCUGUUCAGCAACGAAUUCCAUUGGUACAACAAAUACCAGUAUUCGAUUGUUGAUACGUUAUGCGCCGAGUUUCAUUGUACAACCACCGAAGUUUGUCGCUCUGGAUUCUAAUGAUAAACAAUCACAGAAUCCUACUGCGAUUCGUUGUAUUGUCGAUUCAUUUCCUCGUGCGAGAAUUUCCUGGCAUCGCUUUGGAGAAAAACUCGCCGAAGGUUCGACGUUCAACUUGACGAAUAUCACAACACGAGAACAGCAAGGAUUCUAUUCCUAUCGAGUCGAAACUGAUGGGUUCGAGACAAUCACAGAUGACUUUAUGAUUUAUUUUAAAGGCAAACCAUUGAUUUAUAUCCACGAAUCGAAACAAUAUCGUACAACACAGACACGCGAAUUUGAAUGUCAAGUUUACUCCUCCAGUCCAGUUUUAAAAAUCAGCUGGCGAUUAAAUGAUCACUCAAUCGAAUCAACUGAUAAAUCACUAAUUUCAACCACAUGCGAUGAUUAUAGUUGUACAUCGAAAUUGCUCUACAAUCCUCGUCAAAGCCUUUCAACAGCCAAUAGUCUCAGUCGUUUAUCCUGUAUCGCCGAAAACGAAUACGGAAUCGAACAAAGUCGUCUCUAUCAAGUCGACUCCUUGGAUAAUUCAUCCAUGAUUUUAAUCCCAGUUGUCUGCAGUGUAUUUCUACUCACUGUUAUCCUAUCAAUCGGCGCAGUUUAUUGUGGUUGUCGAUCGAAACAAAGAAAGAAACGGUCAAUGAAAAAACUUCCGAUUGUUUACGAUGCGCAUUACUCAAUCAAUGAGUUAAUUAAAGAUGCAGCUUGUUUACAAACAUCCGAACUUCGAACAUGUUACCCGUCGACCAAAGAUCAUGAUGAAUUGUCAUUGAAAGUCGAUCAGACUAAACUCGAAUCAACAGAUCGAUUAUUAGCAUCGUUAUUCAGCAAUACCGCAAAUAAUCAUCACCCGAAAAAGCUCAUGGACAAUCUCUCGAAUGAAUCAUCCAUCAACAGUUCGGGUUUUCAUUCGAAAUCAACCACAACGACAUUCAACAAUGAAUAUAGUCCCAGACUGGCAGAAAUCACUGAUUACACAUUUUCAGGUAUGUCGCCCUUGUAUACAACACAAUAUCAGAUGAAUGUGUGA